Scutellospora calospora is the source of this 435-nucleotide messenger RNA. The record is from the annotation of a GenBank genome assembly. Lineage: Eukaryota; Fungi; Glomeromycota; Glomeromycetes; Diversisporales; Gigasporaceae.
CUGCCGAUGCUAGAACUACACAGGAAAGUCUGGAUGAGACUUUUUAUUUGACAAAUAUUUCACCACAAGUCGGAAAUGGAUUUAAUAGAGACUCUUACUUACCAUAUGAAGAAAAUGGUAAUUGGUAUGUGAAGUAUCAACUUAUAGGUAACCCUCCAAACAUUGCCGUUCCAACUCACUUUUUCAAAGUAAUCUUGGCUAGUAAAGAAAACGAUAGUGAUAGUCAAGGUAGAAAAAAGUAUGCUCUUGGCAGUUUCUUGAUACCAAACCAGCGCAUACCACAUGAUGAUCCACUUGAAAAAUAUGUGGUUCCACUUGAUGCUCUGGAGAGAGCUACUGGAUUAAGAUUUUUUGAAAAUCUUAAUAAAAAUGAUACUCAACCCCUUUGUGAGGCCACAAAAUGUGUACUAAUUCCUCAUCCAAAGUGGGUAGAAA